Molecule: messenger RNA, 957 nt
Organism: Aureobasidium subglaciale EXF-2481
Lineage: Eukaryota; Fungi; Ascomycota; Dothideomycetes; Dothideales; Saccotheciaceae
Exons: 2
Coding region: 1-957 (318 amino acids)
Biological process (GO): rRNA processing; ribosomal large subunit assembly
Cellular component (GO): nucleolus
Molecular function (GO): rRNA binding
Source: RefSeq, a predicted model, not a curated record
AUGGCUUCCGUAUACAAGUCUCUGUCAAAAUCUGACAACCCCGCUUCCAAGGAGGAUGCGCUGUCCACUGGUCCCAAGAACCGUCAAAGAGUGCUGAUUCUGUCGUCGCGUGGUAUCACAUACCGCCACCGUCAUCUUCUCAACGACCUCUACUCCCUCCUCCCUCACAGCCGCAAGGACGCAAAACUAGACACAAAGUCAAAACUCUACCAACUCAACGAGCUAGCCGACCUCUACAACUGCAACAAUGUCCUCUUCUUCGAAGCGCGCAAAGGCAAGGAUCUCUACAUCUGGAUGUCCAAGCCCCCGAACGGUCCCACUGUGAAGUUCCACCUCCAAAACCUGCACACCAUGGAAGAGCUCCACUUUACCGGAAACUGUCUCAAGGGCUCAAGACCAGUCCUGUCCUUUGACGCAACCUUUGACAACGCCCCUCACCUCAAGCUCAUCAAGGAGCUGCUCACUCAGACUUUCGGUGUUCCCAAGGGCGCCAGAAAGACCAAGCCUUUCGUCGACCACGUCAUGGCUUUCACAGUAGCAGACAACAAAGUCUGGACCCGCGUCUACCAAAUCAACGAAACCGAAGCCGGCAAGACAUCCGCCAUCCCCGAACAAGGCCUCCCCAUGCCCUCAGCCACCGAAGUCACAACAAGCGCAAAGGGCAAAAAGGACUCCGAGACAAAGCUCAACUUGGUCGAGAUUGGUCCCCGUUUCGUCUUGACUCCCAUCAUUAUCCAAGAAGGCAGUUUUGGUGGCCCGAUCAUCUAUGAGAACAAGGAGUUCGUCUCGCCUAACCAGGUCAGACGCGAAGUCCGCGUUGCUCGUAGUGCCAAGUACAACAACCGUGCCGAAGCUACCAUUGAGCGCAAGGCCAAGAAGGGAGAUUUGGGUCUUACCACCUCUGGAGGCAGAACAAAGGAGAUUGACGAGCUGGACGAGAAGAUGUUGUUCGCAUAA